UCGUCCUUCCAGCAACACAGAGGAGACGCAGAUUGCGUACAGAGUGCACGAUGCCGCGAAAUACUACCGAGAACACUGCAGUGAGCGAGGGUACCACGAAGCAGAAACGAAAACCCGUCCGUCGCGACCCUGAAAAACGGCGUCAACAGAAUAUCCGCGCGCAACGUAAAUACCGGGAGAAGCUUCGUGGGCGCAUGCAAACCCUCGAAACACUUGCAGCAUCGCUGGCGCAAGGAUCUCCAGCGGAGAGCUCCAUCCAAUCCGAGUCGAUCCCACAUUAUGAGGGUUCUAAUGGAUCUAUCUCCUGUUCAUCGAUGACCACUCCCACAGACUGUCAGCUUGAAUUUUCCCGGUCUGUCGAUACUGCAUCGAACUUGAAUUCUUGGGACCCUACAACUUAUCAACCGCCAUUCCCAGACAAUACUCUGUCGCCACUAAACUUCUGGGAUUCCGCAAGUUGGGAUUACACAGCACAGCUGUCUUCAUUGGAACCUACCGUCUCGAGCUCCACAAAUCAACCACCCCCGUCGGAGACUUUCUUGCCCAAACACAGUGUGCGGACUCCUCCAACUCAUGUUGACCCUUCAGUUCUCGUUCACGACAAACACAAUGCCGGCCUCGAUCAACGCUGGACAGCAACUGUUGAGUGCGAUUGCGCCACCCCACAUAUCAAGGUACAAUCGUCUGGACACGGCACCAGCGGCUCUACCGAGGUUAGGAUAAUCACGAUUGCACCGCUCGUACCGGUACCAGAUCCAUACGCCAACCAUCUUCGUCUAGAAACGCUUUGUACGUUAUCCGCCAUGGAUACACUGAGACUGCAUCUUGGCCUUACAGAGGACAUGGUGUGUGACGAAGAAUCACCUUCACUCUUCUAUCGGCCAAUCCGGGCGCCCACAGAUGCCGCAGUGAAGGAAAAUAUGGUUUGCACAGUGCAGAGGAUAUUCAAAACCCUCAAACCAGACUUGAGGCCAAGCAGUGAGCAGAUUACUGUCGAGCACCCUCCAUAUAUUGAUGUUCUUCCCUUCCGGACUCUGCGGAAGAAUCUCAUUCUCCGGCAAAAGGAGGUGGACGAGGAUGAAUUUCUGCGCGAUAUCUUGACCGGCUUAGUCUGCUGGGGAGGAGUAGGAUUGGGACAGAAAGAUCGAAAUGCCUCCACUGGAUAUGCAUCAACAGGAACUCCCUGGGAUAACCGCAGCUGGGAGGCAAAGGCGUGGUUUGUCAAGAAGUACUGGUCUCUCUUAGGGGGUGAAGACGGAGAGCUUGUCCGACAAAGCGAGUGGUGGCGCAGUAUGAGGGGCGAGGACCCACUGGUCAUAGAAGAGAUUGCAUGAAAUCAGGAUCACUAUGAACUUUCCUCGCCAAACAUCACCUCCAGUCUUGCGGCCUCGUUAUCAAUCUGUCUGUGCAGAUAUGCAGAAUUCUGAGUGUGUAAUUCGAGCUUUCGGUCUUCUUCAUGGUUGCCGGUACCCCCAUGGUUAAUAUUUCCCUCAACCCGUCUUUCCAUGAGGGACGCACACUGAUACAUCAUUUCCCCCAUAAUACCGGGAUCAUGUCCUCGGAUUUGAAUCCAGUACGUCAGCUGAAAGAAUAACUGCCAUCGUCGAAGCCCUCCGCAAACCAUCUGGCUCUGGCGUAGUCAGCUGAAGUGAGACCUCGAUACUCGUCAUGAAUUUAGAAACACAAUUCAAUGAGGGAACUAAACAUAUCCAUGUCGCCGUCAGAAGUCUUGUUGAGGAACGGACGCUUGGCAAGGGUCCUUAUGUCAAAUUGUGCAUGGAUAUGCAGUCAUCAUUAUUC
This is a messenger RNA of Aspergillus steynii IBT 23096, 1800 nucleotides long. RefSeq names its product bZIP transcription factor. Gene Ontology annotation, molecular function: DNA-binding transcription factor activity. The transcript is spliced from 2 exons. The record is from RefSeq and is a predicted model, not a curated record. Gene Ontology annotation, biological process: regulation of DNA-templated transcription. The coding region runs from base 51 to 1334 and encodes 427 amino acids. Lineage: Eukaryota; Fungi; Ascomycota; Eurotiomycetes; Eurotiales; Aspergillaceae.